Messenger RNA from Sipha flava (yellow sugarcane aphid), 1494 nucleotides. Its product is annotated as heterogeneous nuclear ribonucleoprotein L-like. NCBI's taxonomy places the organism in Eukaryota, Metazoa, Arthropoda, Insecta, Hemiptera, Aphididae. Gene Ontology annotation, cellular component: nucleus. Gene Ontology annotation, biological process: regulation of RNA splicing. The record is from RefSeq and is a predicted model, not a curated record. The transcript is spliced from 5 exons. Gene Ontology annotation, molecular function: mRNA binding. The coding region runs from base 205 to 1494 and encodes 429 amino acids.
UUUUACCGGCCAUUUACUAAACAACUAAAUAACAUCCGGUCCAUCGAAACCAUGAAAACGUACAUAUGUAUUCCGAUUGCCUAUAUCAUCUCAUUCAUUGAUUUCUAGACUCAUUCUACGAGUGCUUACAGUUGAGAACGGACGUCUUGAAUUUUUUUCUCUCUUCAUUAGCCACUGACUUAUAUUUACUACAACUAUUUCGCGAUGGAUAGAAAUCAACAACAAUAUGGACAACGCAUGUUGAUGAACUCUGCCAGUCGCCAAUGCACCGAGUGCAGGCGCCAUCCGGCUGGUCGACAGAUGGCAGCAACCUCAGGACGCCGUUCGACUACGGAAUACGUGUCGAACGUUCGAGACGGACGACCACGUACAUCUUUGGUCGAAAGAGGCAACCGUGGUUAUGGUAAGAGCAAUAAUAAUGUUUUUCGUCCUAGGGAUGUUCACAGGGAACAAGGGUCGAGUGAAAUGCGGCGGAUCGGCAGGACGCCAGAGUCGGGCAGCGGAGAUACUUCCUCUCCACCGUUCCGGCGGUCUUCGUCACGAGCGCAUCGCGCUGGACCGGGAAAAACGUUGCUCGUACACGGGCUGGAUGGUGAUAUAAAUUGCAACAAAAUAUUCAACAUGUUCUGUCUGUACGGCAACGUGACAGCCGUGAAAAUACUCAAGAAAGGACAGGUACUCGUCGAGCUAAACGACGUCGAGGCUGCCAAACGGUGCGUGGCCCACCUACAUUUGAUGCCGUUGGAUCAGCAAAAAAAGCUGAAAGUGAAGUAUUCCAAUUUUUCUUAUAUACGAGAUCAAGGAAAAGUAAUCAGAUUGCCGGACGGGACGCCGACAAUGAAAUAUUACGAUACCAGUAAACUUAACAGGUUUUCGUAUAAAAAAAAGUUUAUAAACGAGCGUCGAAUCGCAGCACCGUCGAAGAUUUUGCAUUUCUUCAACACACCGUUGGAUAUAAGUGGCUCGCAGAUUCGCAGGGCAGUGAUAAACACCCUCAAUUGCAAAGACGCGGUCCGAUCGAUUACAAUUCUACCCCAAAAACAUCCCGGUGCUAAAUGUUCGACCGGCUUUUUGGAAUUGAAAAGGGUUGACCUGGCGGCCAAAGUUAUAUUUUUGUUGAAUCACAUGCAGCUAGAAUCGUCAAGAUCCAAAUACCCGUUCCUAAUGAAAUUAUGUUUUUCAAAAUGGUCGGAGAUGCGGCAAAAGUCCGAAGACUCAACUGCCCUUGUUUUCAACGCCACACCGCGUAACUCUCAGUGGUUGUUCCACAGACAUGAACACCGAGUGUCCAUGGUGGAGUAUAAAGUGUCACGGGUAACGCGAGUGACCGACGAAGAUUAUCCCUGGACUUUAUGGGAUAUGAGGGACCAUGCGACGGAGGCCAUUGACCCUGAAGCCGGAACUUCAUCAGAUACCCAUUGCAGACCAAGUGAUGAGUCGGGUACGUUGCUGAACCCGCAGACGGUGUUGCCAGGACUGCCAGUUGACGAGUGA